Messenger RNA from Entrophospora candida, 266 nucleotides. Lineage: Eukaryota; Fungi; Glomeromycota; Glomeromycetes; Entrophosporales; Entrophosporaceae. The record is from the annotation of a GenBank genome assembly.
AUGGUUCAAACAUAUUGUGUAAAGUGCCAAGCUAAAACAAAUUCAGUAUCUGAGAAAUUGGAAAUUACAGGAAAUGGACAAAAUCAAUUGAUUGGUAAAUGUGUUGUUUGUGGUACCAAUAAACAUACCUUUGUAUCUAAGGAUGGAUCGAUUAAAUUAAAGACUCCUGCUGAAGAAGCUAUUGCCAGAGAAAAAAAGGAAAAAGCUAAAGAACGAAAAAAAGCAUUGCAACUUGCUAAGAAGAUUAUAAAUAAUCAAAAAUCUUA